AAUGUUUGCUGAUAUUAAAUGAGGAACUUGAAGAUGUGAGGAGAAUCCUGAAUUAUCCAACAGAGAAGUUCCGCUUUCAUUGCGCGCUCCCGUGAGCUCCGUGCACUCCUCAGCAACACUUGGAUCACAUGACAUGACAAAGCAGCAGCAGCUACUUCCUGUGUGCACUGCUAGCCAAUUUCACAUCCAGACGGUCACUGCGACUAAUACCGUGAGAAACCAACAUGCUGGCUAUGAUAAACAGGCUCCUGGACUGGUUCCGCGCGAUCUUCUGGAAAGAGGAAAUGGAGCUCACGCUCGUGGGACUUCAGUACUCCGGGAAAACUACCUUCGUCAACGUGAUAGCGUCAGGGCAGUUCAGCGAAGACAUGAUUCCCACAGUCGGUUUCAACAUGCGGAAGGUCACUAAAGGCAAUGUGACGAUAAAGAUAUGGGACAUAGGGGGCCAGCCUCGCUUCAGAAGCAUGUGGGAGCGCUACUGUAGAGGAGUCAAUGCUAUUGUUUACAUGGUGGACGCAGCAGACCGAGAGAAGGUAGAAGCUUCCAGAAACGAACUGCACAACCUUUUAGAGAAACCACAGCUACAAGGAAUUCCUAUUCUAGUACUGGGCAACAAACGAGACCUGCCGAACGCACUUGAUGAGAAGCAGCUCAUUGAAAAAAUGUGAGUCACUCAAGACUAAU
This is a messenger RNA of Notothenia coriiceps (black rockcod), 684 nucleotides long. RefSeq names its product ADP-ribosylation factor-like protein 8B-A. Lineage: Eukaryota; Metazoa; Chordata; Actinopteri; Perciformes; Nototheniidae. The coding region runs from base 225 to 668 and encodes 147 amino acids. Gene Ontology annotation, biological process: anterograde axonal transport; protein transport. Gene Ontology annotation, cellular component: lysosomal membrane. Gene Ontology annotation, molecular function: GTP binding; GTPase activity. The transcript is spliced from 6 exons. The record is from RefSeq and is a predicted model, not a curated record.